CGACGGCAGGAGGAGGAUGGCCGGGGGCGCUGGCGCCGGUGCGGACGGCGGUGCAGGCGGCGGCGGCGGCGGGGGCGACGGCCGCGGUCCCAGCGGUGGCAGCAGCAGCAGCGGCGGGAGGAGCCUCCGGGAAAUGGAUGAAAAGAGGCUACUGGAUCCAGGGUUGAAAGUUCGUAAAGGCCUCUGGGAUUAUACUCUGAAGAACCAGCAGAUGGAAUGCCUGAGUGACUGAAGAAAAUGGGUGCUAAUGCAUCUAACUAUCCUCAUUCAUGUUCCCCGAGGGUAGGGGGAAAUUCUCAAGCCCAACAGACUUUUAUAGGGACAUCAUCCUAUUCUCAGCAAGGCUAUGGUUGUGAAUCAAAAUUAUAUAGCCUUGACCAUGGCCAUGAGAAACCACAAGACAAAAAAAAGAGAACCUCUGGCCUUGCCACUCUCAAGAAGAAGUUUAUCAAGCGUCGAAAAUCUAAUAGGUCUGCUGAUCACGCCAAGCAGAUGCGAGAACUCCUCUCUGGGUGGGAUGUUCGAGAUGUCAAUGCAUUAGUGGAGGAAUAUGAGGGAACUUCAGCCUUAAAGGAGCUUUCUCUACAAGCCAGUUUGGCUAGACCAGAAGCCCGGACAUUGCAGAAAGAUAUGGCCGAUCUUUAUGAGUACAAGUAUUGUACUGAUGUAGACUUAAUAUUUCAAGAAACUUGUUUUCCCGUUCAUCGUGCCAUUUUGGCGGCAAGAUGUCCAUUUUUUAAAACACUACUUUCUUCCUCACCCGAGUAUGGGGCAGAGAUCAUAAUGGACAUCAGUACAGCUGGUAUAGAUAUGCCCAUGUUUUCUGCGUUGUUACACUACCUUUAUACGGGAGAGUUUGGAAUGGAGGACUCAAGGUUUCAAAAUGUUGAUAUCCUCGUUCAGCUUAGUGAAGAAUUUGGAACACCAAAUUCCCUUGAUGUAGAUAUGCGUGGACUCUUUGAUUACAUGUGUUAUUAUGAUGUCGUCCUUAGUUUUUCUUCAGACUCUGAACUGGUUGAAGCUUUUGGUGGAAAUCAGAACUGUUUAGAUGAAGAGCUCAAAGCUCAUAAGGCUAUUAUUUCAGCACGGUCCCCAUUUUUUCGAAAUUUAUUACAAAGGAGGAUACGGACGGGUGAAGAAAUCACAGACCGAACUUUAAGGACUCCCACAAGAAUUAUAUUAGAUGAGUCCAUUAUACCAAAAAAAUAUGCGAAAGUUAUAUUACACUGUAUGUAUACUGACGUGGUGGACCUCUCCGUUUUGCACUGUAGCCCCUCUGUGGGGAGUCUCAGUGAAGUUCAGGCUCUCGUCGCAGGGAAGCCAAACAUGACUAGGGCAGAAGAAGCCAUGGAACUUUACCACAUAGCACUGUUCUUGGAAUUUAACAUGCUUGCACAAGGCUGUGAGGAUAUCAUUGCUGAAAGCAUCUCAUUAGAUACCUUAAUUGCCAUCCUCAAGUGGAGCUCUCAUCCAUAUGGCUCUAAAUGGGUACACCGACAAGCUUUGCAUUUCCUCUGUGAGGAAUUUUCCCAGGUCAUGACUUCGGAUGUUUUUUAUGAACUCAGCAAAGACCAUCUGCUUACUGCUAUCCAGUCUGACUACCUACAGGCAAGUGAACAAGAUAUCCUUAAAUAUCUGAUUAAAUGGGGUGAGCAUCAGUUAAUGAAGAGAAUAGCAGACAGAGAGCCAAACUUACUGAGUGGCACUGCUCACAGUGUGAACAAGAGAGGUGUAAAAAGACGAGACCUGGACAUCGAAGAGCUUAGAGAGAUCCUUUCUUCUCUCUUACCUUUUGUGCGAAUUGAACAUAUUUUACCUAUAAACAGUGAAGUCCUAAGUGAUGCAAUGAAAAGAGGCUUGAUUAGUACUCCUCCAUCAGAUAUGCUUCCUACAGCAGAAGGUGGAAAGUCAAAUGCCUGGUUACGGCAAAAAAAUGCUGGAAUAUAUGUUCGUCCUCGACUGUUCUCUCCCUAUGUAGAAGAAGCAAAGUCAGUGCUAGACGAGAUGAUGGUGGAACAAACAGAUCUUGUGCGUUUGAGAAUGGUUAGAAUGUCCAAUGUGCCAGACACACUUUACAUGGUCAAUAACGCUGUGCCACAGUGCUGUCACAUGAUCAGCCACCAGCAGAUCAGCAGUAACCAGUCAAGCCCUCCUUCGGUUGUAGCAAAUGAAAUCCCAGUUCCUCGUCUCCUCAUUAUGAAAGACAUGGUCAGACGUCUGCAGGAGCUACGACACACAGAGCAGGUGCAGAGGGCCUACGCGCUUAACUGUGGGGAAGGCGCCACAGUCAGCUAUGAAAUUCAGAUUCGAGUAUUGAGAGAGUUCGGGCUCGCAGAUGCCGCUGCAGAGCUCUUGCAGAAUCCUCACAAGUUCUUUCCUGAUGAACGUUUUGGAGAUGAAAGUCCACUCUUGACAAUGAGGCAGUCUGGGAGAUGUCGAGUUAGCAGUACCCCCGCUGCAGAAACUGUGUUUACAGAUCCGGACUCUUUUGUGGCCUUCCAUCCACCCUUGCCACCUCCACCACCGCCGUACCACCCCCCAGCUACCCCAGUCCAUCACCACCUCAAAGCGGGCUGGAGACAAAGACCGCCCAGCCAACACCCUUCACGUUCGUUCUCUUAUCCCUGUAAUCAUUCACUGUUUCACUCCAGAGCAGCUCCUAAAGCAGUGCCCCCUCCAGUCUGUUUGCCAGGUGUUCAAGCAGCAGGACCUGACUGUGCCGGCACCACAGGGCUGGGGAGACAGACGGUAGCCGCCGCCGCCUCAGCAGCAGUAACAUCUGAGAGACAAGUGUGUACACAACCUGUGCUAAAUGAUCUAAUGCCAGAUAUCGCCAUGGGAGUGUCCACACUGUCACUGAAGGACAGGAGGCUUCCCGAACUUGCUGUAGACACAGAAUUAAGCCAGUCAGUUUCUGAAGUAGGACCAGGGCCUCCCCAGCAUCUAUCGUGUAUUCCACAGAGGCAUACACACACAUCUCGAAAGAAACACACACUAGAGCAAAAAACAGACACUCGAGAAAAUCAGCAGGAAUAUCCAGAUUUCUAUGACUUCUCGAAUGCUGCUUGCAGACCGUCUACUCCGGCUCCUGGCAGACGCACCCCUUCCCCUUCGCAAGGUGGAUAUUUUGGUCCUGAUUUGUAUAGCCACAAUAAGGCAUCACCAAGUGGCUUAAAGUCAGCCUACCUACCUGGCCAGACCUCUCCUAAAAAGCAGGAAGAAGCUAGGAGAGAAUAUCCACUUUCCCCCGAUGGGCAUCCGCACAGACAAAAGAAUGAGCCGGUGCACCUCGAUGUCGUUGAGCAGCCUCCCCAGCGGUCGGACUUUCCUUUGGCAGCCCCAGAAAAUGCCGGCAACGGUCCAGCCCAUGUCAGGGGGCGAACAGCAGUGGAAACUGACUUGACUUUUGGGCUGACUCCUAACAGACCUUCACAUUCUGCAUGUAGCUCUGAAGCUCCAGAAGAGAGAUCUGGUAGAAGACUGGCAGACGGCGAGUCCUUGGGCCAUGGAGCUCAGCGAAAUACAGAUUUGGAAAGGGAAGAUUCAAUCAGCAGAGGAAGGAGGUCACCAAGCAAGCCAGACUUCCUCUACAAAAAGUCUGCCCUUUGAGAGCAACCUCCAAGUCGUCUGUGCCUGAGAUGUGAAACAUCCCAUUUUAUGAUGUAACCCAACAACUUAGAGUAUUGAUGCCAGCUGAUAACUCAGUUUCACAUUAUUUUAUUCUAGUUUUUGUAUAUACAUGUUUAUUAGACAUGGCAUGCUAAGAGGGUUAUUUUGAAUGCUGCAUCUGUCUAUUUUGUGUUUAAACAAUUGUGUGGGGAAGCAUUUUUAAGAGCAAGCAAGCUGGCCCUUUUUUUUUUUUUCUCUUUACAAAUGAUGGAAUUUUUUUGCACUUGUACUUUUAUCUGUAUUGUUUUUAUAUCAGUAUGUUAAACUUUAUUGCCACAUUUAAAGGACUGUAUUUUCAUACUUUUUUGCAUUUUACCUUUCAUCUAGCAAUUUCCACGUGCACUGGAUUGCACACUAAGAUGUAUUUUCUUAUGAAAUAGUUCUGUGUUUAUUUUUUAAUUAUAGAAAUUCCAAAGAACAGCACAUCAAAAUGCUCCUCUCUUUUCAGUAAUUGCUUUAGUUCAGAAAUCUUCCUGCUCAAUCUUCAUAAAUCUAAUGUUGUACUUUUUAAAUAAGUCUUGGGAGCUGGUCUUCAUUCCUCCAGCAGGAGUCCAAUCAGGAUCCUGAAGUUUCCUGGUUCAGUAAAGAACAAGAAGGAGAAAAGCCUUUUGUGUCCAGACUAAAGCUAUUGCUUUAUUCACAGUGCAGAUGCUGUUAGAAUCACUGCAGAUUCUGGUAGUGUGGAUUAGAGUUUCACUAGAUGAGGUUCUAAAGCGAUUGGCUUUCCUGGAAUCCUAAAGAAGUGGAAUUAGCGAAGUAACUUAAGCUUGCCCUACGGGAUUGCUGGUUCUGAGCUGCAACUCUCCAGAUGAGUCAGGGGAGUGACUGCUUGCUGCCUUCAGUUGUCUUGCUCUCUGUGGGAAAAAAAACAAAAAACAAAAGGGCUUCAGCCUUACGGAUGUCGUUUGGUGUUUGUAAGCAUAUAUUUUCUUUUAAGUGUUUUUCAAAGUGUGUCUGAAUUUUGGUGUCCUUUAAAAAAGUUGUUGUAUAAUGCAUAAUGCUUUGUCACCAAAAAAGAAAAAGAAACCUUUUUUUUUUUUUCUUCGGUGAAACACUACAUGUCCUACUUGAACUCCACUGGGGACGCUGGUUUGGGAUUUUACUGAACCACUGAGCACAUGGGAUCUUUUAAGAUCCUCUCCCUUAGAAGGGCAAUGUGUGAGCUAAGGACUGUUUUUUUCUUACUCUCCAAUGUAAAUACAUUAGUAUUUGAGUUUUUAAAUCACUUCAACAUUAUUUGAGCGUUCACUUUCUAUUUUUACACAUACACACACAGCCGUAGCACUUAGAAGAAAAGAGACUUUCUGAACGCUCCCUCCUGUGAAGGAUGUUUGGGAGCCUCUUCUCUGUGUAUGUAUAUAUAUAUAAAACUCUGAAUGACUCACACUCACUCUAAAACUAUGCAGGGCUAGGGAGCCUUUACAAGCUACCAUAUAAAUGAAUGACAUGCACUUUUAAGUAAAUAGGUUUCUAUUGGGUGUCAAGAACUCUGAUUUCUCCCGAAACUGUAGUUUCUCUUACAAUCUUUUCCUACUUUUACCCUGUGGAUAUACACUCAGGAAUAAUCUGACAUUUUAAAAAAUCCUAACAGUAGAUAGUCUUAAAGAUGGGAACACAUCAGUUUGUCUGUCUACACCGGCAAACCGCUGCCACUCGCUCUGCUGCCUGGCUAGUUAGCUGCUGCCCGUGCGUCCCUCGAUGUCGGCCAAGCUGCACACCGAGCCCCAGAUCUCCCAGAGUCAACACCAGGCUACUGUGAGGUCGGCUACACAUCGUCGCCUUUGAGGCUCCUUUUUUUAAAGAUGAAAAACGUUAGGACUCUGUUCUCGUUUUUAGGAGGUUUUUGACUUUGUAAUAGAUGAUGGUGUCUUUUGAAGCCAAUCUCAGUCUGUCUCUCCUCAGAAACACAAAGUGUUAAUUCCAUCAUAUUCCUUAAUGUGUAUUUAUAUACAUGUGUUGACAUGAAUUAUUUUGAUACAGUUUUAAAUUCUAUUCUGAAUUCAGACUGUGCUGUGCUGGUACUGCAAAUAAGAGUGAGUAGACAUAGUUGGUGGGGGAAAUCUUUCUCAUCUCCAACCUGUUUUUUUUUUAAAAUGUUAGACAAGAGCUAUUGGUGCCACACAUGCAUUUUUCUGAAAAUUUAUUAAAUAUUCUUUCACGUCCCUAAAAUAUAAUUAUAAAAGAAGUGGCCACUGUUCAUAGUUUUAUUUAAUUUAUGAAGUUUGCUUUUAAUAAUUUAGUAGCAUACCUGGCUAAACUCUAUGUGUAGAGAGAAACGUGCUGUGGAUCGUGGACUGUUGCAGAAGGUAAACAGAUGUGGGUUUUGUGUUAGGGCAGGUGUUAGUGGACUUUUAAUGUAUCUUGUGAAGUAUGGUCAGUAGGGUAGGUUGAAUAGCUAUGUGCCUCUGGCUUUUGAACCCAUCUCUUCAGUUUUCUUUAAUGCGUACUAAGCAUUAAAAUCUUUCAGUGCUGUACGAAGAUAAAUAUGAAGUCUGAGUAAGAUUGCUCUCAGAAA
This is a messenger RNA of Balaenoptera musculus (blue whale), 6184 nucleotides long. RefSeq names its product BTB domain containing 7 (gene BTBD7). Gene Ontology annotation, biological process: regulation of branching involved in salivary gland morphogenesis; morphogenesis of a branching epithelium. The transcript has 11 exons. Gene Ontology annotation, molecular function: protein binding. Lineage: Eukaryota; Metazoa; Chordata; Mammalia; Artiodactyla; Balaenopteridae. The record is from RefSeq and is a predicted model, not a curated record. The coding region runs from base 238 to 3609 and encodes 1123 amino acids.